This is a messenger RNA of Racocetra fulgida, 1740 nucleotides long. NCBI's taxonomy places the organism in Eukaryota, Fungi, Glomeromycota, Glomeromycetes, Diversisporales, Gigasporaceae. The record is from the annotation of a GenBank genome assembly.
AUGCAGAGAACUCCCUCGGCUUCUUCUUCGCAAUAUUCAGCUUCACCUCCAUAUUAUGCUGCAAAUCAACCUCCUAUAACACCAAAUCCUCCACGUCAAACAAGAACAGACCAGAUCGUUCAGUUUAAUCUAGAACUAUGGGAUUCAGAUAUUUACAAAGACGGCCUCAAAUCUUGGCGUCAGGCAUCCCAAGCAUCUACAGGAACUGUACCACUUCCUAUGAUAAUCGAAUUUUUUCUGGAUGUGUCAGAGUUAAAUAAAAAUCAAAUUCUCGUUAUAACAGAUGAGAUUUCAAGGAGGCGAAGAGUUGAUUUGCACAAUUUAAGUGGGUCUAACGAGAACGGUAAAUCAAAAAAUAUUAUGUUGGAACGAAAAAGGAAAUUGAGCGAUGCAUUGAAAAUUGAUUAUAGGUUUGUAUUGCCAACUAGCGGAAUUCAAGAUCAUAUUGGUAUAGAGGGAGAAUCAAGACCAACAUCAAUCGAAUUUAAAUUUAAUCCCAUUGAUACACCUUUAGGCGUGUUAUCAUUAAAAGUCAAUUAUAGAACCAAUUGUGAAUUCUAUGUUGAUGAUUCAUCAGAUGCACUUUUAAGUUCAAAAUUCAUUGACAUGGAUGAAAACUACUUUACACCAACAAUGGUUCGUUACUAUCAACUGGAAGAACAGGAAAAAUUAGAAAGACGAAAAAGCGUUCCAACCCAAAUGGAGACACCUCCCCCUGGUUUUCUACAUCCAGGGUCUUCACCUAAACACACAAAUAGCCAAUUAAUUGUUGACAUUCCGCCAAUUCGAACACUUAGUCCAUCUAGGUCAAAUCCUGAAAUUAAAGAGCAUAGUUCUGGUCUUACAUUUCCAAAAAUUUACACACAACCUAGUUCAGGAACUCUUGGAUCGAAUUUAUCGGCACCGUCUUUAUUUUAUAGGUCACCAGACUCAAGGCGUGGAUCUCACACUUUAGAGCCUAUUAUGGCGAUGCAGCCUUUUAAAUCUCCGUCACUUUCUUCUUCCCCAGUGAAUCAUCAUGAGAUAAUGCCUCCAUCUCCAACACUUUACGAGCGAACAUCUACUUCGCCCUUGCAUCGAUCACCUUCACAACUUUCUUUUCAACAACGAAGUACAACAACAAGACCAGUGUCUAUUGAGAGCGGUACAAUACCAGCAAUGUCCUCAUCUGUGAAAUCGACUUCUUCUGCUGGAAGUCCUAGGAACGUGAUGGCAGCUUCAGUAGUCGACGACGUUCAACAAUUAGGAUCUUUCUUUGCAAAUCCAGACGAUGACGUAGGUGAAUUUGUACGGAUGGUAGAUAGUCGAGAACCACUAAAAAUGUUUAGCAGAAGUCCAACUGGUUCGGACGACACCGGUGGUUCAGCGCGUAAUCUAUCCGGCUCUGUAUACCGAACUCAGCUACAACUUUCACGAUUUCAAAAGUUGAAAGAAUCGCACAAAAAUUUAUCAGAAUCAAUAACAGGUACAGGUGAUGAUAUUAUUACUGGUUCUCCUUCAUCAGGAAUUUCACUACGUGUUCAUCAAGCGAAGGCGGAUGAUGACGAUAUGUUUUUUACAAUGAGCGAAUUUUCUGAUGAUAAGACUAAUAGUGCUGUGAAUAAUGUUUCUGGUACAGAUAGCAGAGGGGGAAAGCCUGAUCCGACGAAUAAUAAGUGGGAGGGACGUCCCAAAAAGGAAAUUGGUGUUGACGUUCUGACCUUGCAUGUCGUCUUGGCCAACAGAAAUUGUGAAUGUUGA